Erigeron canadensis is the source of this 1180-nucleotide messenger RNA. Its product is annotated as acyl-CoA--sterol O-acyltransferase 1-like. Bases 73 to 1131 code for a protein of 352 amino acids. The record is from RefSeq and is a predicted model, not a curated record. Lineage: Eukaryota; Viridiplantae; Streptophyta; Magnoliopsida; Asterales; Asteraceae. The transcript has a single exon. Gene Ontology annotation, biological process: lipid metabolic process.
ACUAAUAACGAAAUUCACUUUCUUUGUUAGAAUUAGCUAGCUAGCAAUUGAAAAGGGAAAAUUAUCACUACCAUGGAAGGAGAGGUAGAAAACUUCAUUUUGGUUUGGAUAGUAGUGAUUGUAAGUCUUCUUUAUUCUUACAUGAUAUCCAAGUUGAUACCAAAAGGCACAACUAGACUUUUGGCUUUAUCCAUUGUUAUAUGCCUUUUUCUAUGGUUUCCCCUCAAUCUAACCACCAUGAUCCUUGGUGGUUUUACCUCUUUCUUCAUAGCAUGGCUUGCAAACUUCAAAAUACUUCUAUUUGCUUAUGGAAAAGGUCCUCUUUCUUCGGAUCCUCCUAUCCAAUUGUCACACUUUAUACCCAUGGCAUGUUUACCAAUCAAGUCUUCGUCGGGCCAUACAAAUUCGAUCCAAGCGACCAAGAAAACAACGAUGAGAAUAGUUUUUGUGAAGGUUGUGUUGUUUGGAUUGUUACUUAAGGCGUAUGAUUAUAGUGAAUAUAUUCAUCCAUACUUGAUUAUGUCAUCGUAUUGUCUCCAUAUGUACUUGGUACUUGAUAUGGUGCUAGAUUUGAUUGCAUAUGUGGCUCGAAACGUGGUGAAAAUGGAACUUGAGCCACAAUUUCACGAGCCGUAUCUAGCUACUUCCCUCCAAGACUUUUGGGGGAAAAGGUGGAACCUCAUGGUAACUACCAUUCUUCAUCCGACUAUAUACGAGCCCAUUCGCUCCAUUUCUUUGCGAUUUUUGUCAAGAAGAUGGGCCUCUGUAGUUGCGGUUCUUACAACAUUUCUUGUUUCGGGGUUGAUGCACGAGUUUAUAUUUUAUAACAUUGGAAGAUUAAGACCUACAGGUGAAGUGACUUGCUUCUUUUUAUUACAUGGAGUAUUGUUGAGUAUUGAAAUUUCUUUGAAGAGAAUAGCUAUAGGAAAAUUACAUUUGGGUCCAAGUUUGUCAAGACCAUUGACUUUGGGAAUAAUUCUGGCUACUUGCUUUUGGUUAUUCUUUCCACCAUUUUUGCGUUUCAAACCUUACGUACGUGGAUGUCAAGAAAGUGUCGCAUUUUUGGAGUUUGUAACAAAUGGUCGGCUGAUUAGCCCUGAUAAUGCUACUUGUCCCUUCUUAUUGACUUAAGAAGAAGAUGAUUCUCCUAUAUAUAAAUUCUACAUUCGAUAAAGUAAAA